This is a messenger RNA of Miniopterus natalensis, 2158 nucleotides long. It is a transcript of the gene FGD2, whose product is annotated as FYVE, RhoGEF and PH domain containing 2. Gene Ontology annotation, cellular component: cytoplasm. The record is from RefSeq and is a predicted model, not a curated record. Gene Ontology annotation, biological process: cytoskeleton organization; filopodium assembly. Gene Ontology annotation, molecular function: guanyl-nucleotide exchange factor activity; metal ion binding. NCBI's taxonomy places the organism in Eukaryota, Metazoa, Chordata, Mammalia, Chiroptera, Miniopteridae.
CCGAGUGUGCUGGCUGGAGGCCUCUCUCCCUGCCUCAGGGGAUCCUGGAGGCCCGCAGGAUGGAGGGGGAGAGUAAGGAGGAGCUGGCAUCUGUGUCCAAUCUGGUGACUGUGUUUGAAAACAGCAGGGUGCCAGGAGCAGUGCCCAGAGCCCAUACUCCGGAGGCUGAGCAUCACCGCCCUCGGUGCAGGUCUCCCCCACCCACAGGACCAUGGGAGAAGCCUGAUGUAGAGGAAGCCCUGGGGUCUGGGCCCAGGACGGUCAGCAGGAGGUACCUGAGCUCCCUGAAGAACAAGCUGUCCAGUGGGGCCUGGAGGAAAUCUUGCCAACCAGACACCUGCCCCGAGCCAGGGACACAGGAACCUGAGAAGAGGAUCGUCCAGGAGCUGCUGGAGACGGAGCAGGCCUACGUGGCCCGCCUCCACCUGCUGGACCAGGUGUUCUUCCAGGAGUUGCUGGCGGAGGCCCGCAGCAGCAAGGCCUUCCCCGAGGACGUGGUCAGGCUCAUCUUCUCCAACAUCUCCUCCAUCUACCAGUUCCACGCGCAGUUCUUCCUCCCAGAGCUACAGAGGCGGCUGGAUGACUGGACAGCCACCCCUCGCAUCGGUGAUGUGAUCCAGAAACUGGCCCCCUUCCUGAAGAUGUACAGUGAGUACAUCAAGAACUUUGAGCGAGCCGUUGAGCUGCUGGCCACCUGGACUGACAAGUCUCCCCUCUUCCAGGAGGUUCUCACUCGAAUUCAGAGCAGCGAGGCCUCGGGCAGCCUGACCCUGCAGCACCACAUGCUGGAACCUGUGCAGAGAAUCCCACGCUAUGAGCUGCUGCUCAAGGAAUACGUCCAGAAGCUGCCAGCCCAGGCCCCGGACCGGGCUGAUGCUCAGAAAGCCCUUGAUUUGAUCUUCUCAGCUGCACAACACUCCAACGCAGCCAUCACGGAGAUGGAGCGGCUGCAGGACCUGUGGGAAGUGUACCAGCGCCUGGGCCUUGAAGAUGACAUCGUGGAUCCUUCCAACACCCUGCUCCGAGAGGGCCCCGUCCUCAAGAUUUCCUUCCGCCGCAGAGACCCCGUGGAGCGAUAUCUUUUCUUGUUCAACAACAUGCUGCUCUACUGUGUGCCCAGGGUCAUCCAGGUGGGCGCCCACUUCCAGGUGAGGAUCCGCAUCGACGUGGCCGGGAUGAAGGUGCGGGAGCUGACUGACGCCGAGUUCCCGCACUCCUUCCUGGUGUCCGGGAAGCAGCGCACCCUGCAGCUGCAAGCCCGGUCCCAGGAGGAAAUGAUUUCCUGGAUGCAGGCCUGCCAAGCAGCCAUUGACCAAAUCGAGAAGCGGAAUGAAACCUUCAAGGCUGCUGUCCAGGGCCCUGAGGGAGCCACCCAGGAGCCAGAGCUGCAGUCGGAGGAGCUGGGCCUGCGGGCACCACAGUGGGUCCGCGACAAGAUGGUGACCAUGUGCAUGCGCUGCCAGGAGCCCUUUAACGCCCUCACACGUCGUCGUCACCACUGCCGGGCCUGCGGCUACGUGGUGUGUGCCAGGUGCUCCGACUACCGGGCUGAACUCAAAUAUGACGACAACAGGCCCAACCGAGUCUGCUUGCACUGCUACACAUUCCUCACCGGAAACGUGCUCCCUGACGACAAGGAGGACAGGAGGCGAGGCAUCCUGGAGAAAGGCUCCACGGCGGGAUCUGAGCGGAGCCUCAUGUGUAGCUUCCUGCAGCUCAUUGGGGACAAAUGGGGCAAGAGCAGCACCCGCGGCUGGUGUGUGAUCCCCCAGGACGACCCUCUCGUGCUCUAUGUCUAUGGUGCCCCUCAGGACAUACGGGCUCACACCUCCAUCCCCCUGCUGGGCUACCAGGUGACCGCUGGGCCCCAGGGGGACCCGAGGGUCUUCCAGCUGCAACAGUCGGGCCAGAUCUACACCUUCAAGGCUGAAACCGAGGAGCUGAGGGGCCGCUGGGUGAGAGCUGUGGAGCGAGCGGCCAGCGGCCGGAGCCCCGGGGAACCCAGUGACGGGGACCUGUCUGACUGAGCCCAGCCGGCCACUCUCCCGCUCAGAGCCUGGCUCCUGCCACGGACUGCCCGUGGCCUCUGUGACCACACCCCAAGCUGAGCUCGAUCGAUUUCCAGUCACCUGUGCCCAGACCGAGUGUCCUGAUUUGG